Lampris incognitus (smalleye Pacific opah) is the source of this 2100-nucleotide messenger RNA. RefSeq names its product cellular repressor of E1A-stimulated genes 1 (gene creg1). The record is from RefSeq and is a predicted model, not a curated record. Lineage: Eukaryota; Metazoa; Chordata; Actinopteri; Lampriformes; Lampridae. Bases 108 to 707 code for a protein of 199 amino acids. The transcript has 4 exons.
CGUACCAGCUUCCGUCUGCGCCGCAGGAGUUGACGUCCCGUCCGGCGCUGGCGGGGCAGGGGGGCGGACAACCAAAUAACUAAACGACCAGACCGCCCGUGGAGACCAUGCUGUCGGCUGCGUUUCUUCUCCUCCUCGCUCUCCCCGGCCUCUCCUACCGGAUACCUCCGCAUGAGGAGGUGGCCCGGGUGGCCCGAUUCGUCGCCAACCAGUGUGACUGGGCGUCCAUGGCCACGAUUUCGACCCACGACCCGGUGAAGGGUCAGCCCUUCUCCAACGCCUUCUCCGUCAGCGACGGUCCGGUCGGCUUCGGCACCGGAGUACCGUACCUGUACCUGACCCACAUGGAGAUCUCUGUUAAAGACCUGCAGGUGAACCCCCAGGCGUCUCUCUCCAUGUCUCUGGCCCAGACGGCUUACUGUAAGCAGCAGGGCUUCGACCCCCAGAGCCCCCUGUGUGCCCACAUCAUCCUGUCCGGCUCCGUGGUGGAGGUGAACGGCACAGAGGCACAGUUCGCUAAGAAGGCUUUGUUCAGUCGACACCCGGAAAUGAUCGACUGGCCGUCCGACCACAACUGGUUCUUCGCCAAGUUCAACAUCACCAAGGUGUGGGUGUUGGAUUACUUUGGAGGAGUGAAGACCGUCACCCCUGAAGAUUACUUCAAGGCCACGCCUUACAAGAAACACCAUCACAGAUGGGUAGUGUGACAUCGCACCGUCAACAUGGUGGGGGAGGGACUGUUGUGGACCCGCCAAAUGAUUCAAUUAGCCAGCUCAUUGGCUGUGAUUUGUGCUGGUUGUAAGAGUGGGUAACGCUGCAUAAUGAGUAUCUGUAAAUGGUGAUUAAUAAAUGAGUAAUAGGGUACACUUUCUAAGCUCUUGCAACACACUUGUUAACAUUUCCAGACAGCUAUUCAUUAUAAAGUGUGACCUAAGAGCGAGACAUCUUUAACGGCAAUAUUCCCAGAGUGAUUGUAUUUUGUUGAUGAAAUCCUGGUCUCAGAUUAAAAAGUCUAUGCGUUAUUGGAGUGUACAGCUAUGGUCAGGUUUGUGUGAAAAAGUUAAAAGCUUGGCUUUGUCAUAAAUUAUAUAGAAUAAUAUAAAAUAUAAAAAUGCAACUCGACUGAUUGAUGAAUUCAACACGUUGUUUUUAAUUUAGCUUGUCUGCAGUGCCGUCGUUUGAACACUAGGGGGCAAAGUAGUGGCUCGGUGCAAAGCCAUGAAGAACAAAAUUUUGAAUUAUUUUGAUGUGGGAUACAGUCAGUAAAGCUGCGGUUUAUCUUGACAAGGUUUUUCUUUAUUUUCAUGUCCAAAGGCCAAACAUUAAUAAUUAUUGGACUAAUUGUGCAUUCUGGAGGUCAAAGGUUGUGAACAGAGUUUAGAUUUAAUUCUUAUGACCAUGAAUGCUGUCACAAGACUUCAUCCCCUGUUUCAAAUAAACGGGGCGAAGACACUGAUUCAGAAGCUCCUUAGGUUCAUUAUUGCAUCAUAUAUUUGCAACGUUUCAACCAUCACUGGUGUUCAUCAGGGAAACCUUGGCCCGACUGGGGUUGGACGUGCGCAUUAUUUUCUGUUUUCCUGUUUUGCCAUGUACAGAAAGCUGUGCUUCUAUUACAGACAUACGUUGAAUUUCAAACGUAGCCAAGGGUGAUUUUUUUUUUUAUCCGUUAAGUUGUCACAGCACAUUGCCCUUUCAUAAAUAACCUAUGAUUCUUUAUUGUUAUUAAUUGUUGGAGAUGUCUCAUAUGACAAAUGAUUUUGGCUUGUUAGUGAUGGGAAAAGUAUUCAUUCAUCUAAAAUCAAUGUUUGGCUCUUGAUUUUAUGUUGAUUUGCUCAUGCCCAUGUUUGAUUUAUUAUGUUUUGAUUUUCAUGUCAGGGUAUCAUGAACCAGUUAUAAUACGUGUUUCUAUUAAAAGAGCUUUCUUACAACGUUCUGUAAAAAAAAAAUUCUUUAGACUUUAGUCGAGAGACGGAAGCGGCCUUAUGCCUUAUACUACUCAAUAACUGACAUGAAAAAUUUUUUACUUUUAUAAACUUUUGUGACAUUUUUGGUGUAAUCUAUUGAGUGAUUGAAUGAAUAAAGUUUUAUUUUACAUAACAA